GUAUUCAAAAGGCAAUAUGAUAUCCACACACAACACAUCAGAAAACACAAGAAUCUCACCAAGUCAGAAUGGGAAAGGCGAUGAGAUUGUUUAGGGCCUUAUUGGGAAUGAGGAGAGACAAGAAUGCCGAUCACAAUUCAUGUUUACCUGCCGAUGGUGAAAACCAAGAGAGGAAUCGGUGCAGUUUUUCAAAAUCCGGGAAGGAAUUCACCGGCGAAGUUCCGAAGCUGCCACCGCCGCCGAGAAUGGCGGAUGCUGAUUGGCAGAGAUCUUGUCCUGCACAGGAACAGCGUAAUGAGCAUGCGAUCGCUGUCGCAGCAGCAUCGGCUGCUGCUGCUGAUGCUGCUGUGGCGGCGGCUCAAGCGGCGGUGGCGGUUGUUAUGCUUACCAACCAAACUAGAGGAGGUGGUUUGUUCAAUGGAGGGAAACUGAUUUCGGCUGCUCUCACAAUUCAAAAGGUUUUCAGAGGCUUUUUGGCAAGGAAGGCACUUCAAGCAUUAAGAAGUUUGGUCAAAUUACAAGCUUUAGUUAGAGGCUUUCUCGUUCGAAAACGAGCAGCCGCCACAUUACAGAGCAUGCAAGCUCUAAUCCGAGCACAAACCACCGUCCGAUCGCAACGAGCUCGUCGUUCAAACAACAAAGAGAACAAAUCCCUGCUGGAAAAGUCUCCGGAUAUCGGCGACGUGAGAUUUCUUUUCUCGGACGAAAUCGAAGACCCCAAAAUCGUGGAAAUCGACAAACUAUUCCAGAAACCCAAAUCGAGGUCCCGUCAUUUCAACAAUCUCCUCUCGGAGCUUGCCGACGACCGGCCGUCGCCGUACCUCUGGACAAUGGCGUCGCCGGCCAGAUUCUCAGGCGGGGAGUGGUGUUUCACCGGCGGAGAGGAGUGUGGGAGAAUGUCGACAGCCCAGAGCACGCCGCGUGUGCGGAACUACGGGUGGACGACGGCGGCGGCAACAGCGACGCCGGCAAGGGUGGUGUACGGCGAAGGGUUUUUCCGUCCGUUUACGAAUUUUCCGAAUUAUAUGGCGAGUACGAAAUCGUUUAAGGCGAAAUCGAGGUCGCGAAGCGCGCCGAAACAGAGGGCGGAGGGUUGGACGAAGAACAGAGUGGCGUUGAAUGAGAUUAUGGGAGGCAGGAACAGCACCAGUGGCGUGAGAAUGCAGAAAUGUUGUAAUCGGAUUGAAGGAGAUGAAGGGUUUGAUGAAUUCUGAUUUUUGUUGAGACAAGUUUGAAAGAUUGAAUCAGAGUGUUCCUGUAAAUUCAUAAUUUCUCGAUCAAUUUCUUACUUUUGUUUUUGUUUCUUUUACA
Cucurbita pepo subsp. pepo (vegetable marrow) is the source of this 1311-nucleotide messenger RNA. Its product is annotated as protein IQ-domain 26. Gene Ontology annotation, molecular function: protein binding. NCBI's taxonomy places the organism in Eukaryota, Viridiplantae, Streptophyta, Magnoliopsida, Cucurbitales, Cucurbitaceae. The record is from RefSeq and is a predicted model, not a curated record.